GUUGUUUUAUCAUCGGAGCGACAGGCGGCAGACGUUUCAAACGCCGUCAUACAAUGGCAGUGACGAUGGCGCAGCGCAACACUGCCAGUGUGAUACCGCUAAGCUUCUCCGCGUCUAAUGUUCGGCCCUCAACGUCCUCAACAGUCCUUCCUUCUUUGUCCGGCUCGCUAAAUUCUCCGGAUGUCGAGAGCGGGAACGGCGCGCAACAGCCACCCCAGUUCACGCGCACGCGUCGCGUCCUCAACGCCAUCCAGGUUGAAGGAGAGCCCUCAUGGAAGCAAUCAUAUCGCUACUUUCUCCUUGGGUCUUGGUUCAAUGUUCUCCUCGUCUUCGUCCCGCUUUGCUUUGUCUCACAUAACCUCGGCUGGAAUGUUGGGCUGCGAUUCUCUUUCAGUUUCCUCGCCAUAGUGCCGCUUGCCAAGCUCCUCGGGGAAGCCACGGAUCAACUGUCUGUCAAGGUCGGCGGAACCCUUUCCGGCCUUUUGAACGCGUCGUUUGGAAAUGCGGUAGAGAUCAUCGUCGGAAUCACGGCUCUCCUCGAUGGUCAACUUCGCAUUGUGCAGACAUCUAUGCUAGGGUCGAUUCUAUCGGAUAUCCUCCUUGUCCUUGGGCUUUCUUUCCUCGCCGGAGGCCUGAAAUAUCAUGAAUGCAACUUCCAGGCUGAAGGCGCUCAGGCCUCGACAUCUUUGAUGACUCUGGCCUGCAUAACCCUGGUGGUCCCCGCCGCGUACGCCAGCUUCUCCGCCAACAGCCAGAACGCUGCCAGCCAAUGCAAUGUCUCCGCCAGUAUUGGCGGCUGCCCUUCUCCCGGCCUGUUGACUAUCUCACGCGGGACCGCCGUUCUCCUGCUCGCCGUCUACGCUGCUCACUUGUUCUUUCAGCUCAAGACGCACAAGGAGUUUUUCUUAGAUGAGGAUGAAGAGGAAGAGCCCGCCAAGAUGAAUGCGCUAUCAGCGAUAGUUGGUCUAAUGCUCGUCACCGCUGUCACCGCAUUCUGUGCAGAAUACCUGGUCGCAUCCAUUGAAGAGUUUGCUGAGCGGUACCACAUCCCCGAGACGUUCAUCGGUCUCAUCUUGCUCCCUCUCGCCAGCAACGCCCCCGAGCACGUCACAUCCAUCUGGAUGGCGAUGAAGAAUAAGUUUGAGCUCACCAUAGCCAUCUGUAUCGGAAGCUCCAUACAAAUUGCGACUUUUGUUAUCCCACUUUUGGUCAUUGUAGGCUGGGCCUCAGGCCACGAGCUCACGCUCUUCUUUGCUAACUUCGAGACCGUCAUCAUCUUCGUCUCAGUCUUCCUAGUCACUCUCCUCAUCAUGGAUGGCAAGUCCAACUACAUGGAGGGCCUCAUGCUUGUCACGCUGUACGCAGUGAUUGCCCUUGCCGUCUGGGUAUACCAGUGA
Coniophora puteana RWD-64-598 SS2 is the source of this 1397-nucleotide messenger RNA. Its product is annotated as calcium proton exchanger. Gene Ontology annotation, cellular component: fungal-type vacuole membrane. NCBI's taxonomy places the organism in Eukaryota, Fungi, Basidiomycota, Agaricomycetes, Boletales, Coniophoraceae. The record is from RefSeq and is a predicted model, not a curated record. The transcript is spliced from 16 exons. Gene Ontology annotation, molecular function: calcium:proton antiporter activity. Gene Ontology annotation, biological process: calcium ion transmembrane transport; intracellular calcium ion homeostasis. The coding region runs from base 54 to 1397 and encodes 447 amino acids.